Boleophthalmus pectinirostris (great blue-spotted mudskipper) is the source of this 1557-nucleotide messenger RNA. RefSeq names its product cadherin-6-like. NCBI's taxonomy places the organism in Eukaryota, Metazoa, Chordata, Actinopteri, Gobiiformes, Gobiidae. The transcript has 8 exons. Gene Ontology annotation, cellular component: catenin complex; adherens junction; plasma membrane. Gene Ontology annotation, molecular function: calcium ion binding; cadherin binding. The record is from RefSeq and is a predicted model, not a curated record. The coding region runs from base 1 to 1557 and encodes 518 amino acids. Gene Ontology annotation, biological process: adherens junction organization; calcium-dependent cell-cell adhesion; multicellular organism development.
AUGGCGACGGCGCGGAGGAGGCUGUUGGCGUUGGCGCUGGCGUUGGCGGGGGCGGUGGUUUUUCUUGGCGUUCCCGGGUCCGGACUCAGGUCUGGACUCAGGAGGACUUCGUCGGGGCGGUCGCGGGCGUCCGGGGGUCUCACCGGACACGACGCCAAAGGAGCGCCGCUGAGGAGGUCCAAACGGGGCUGGAUGUGGAACCAGUUCUUUCUGCUGGAGGAGUACACGGGCACGGACAUGCAGUACGUGGGCAAGCUCCACUCGGACGGCGACCGCGGCGACGGCAGCGUGCGCUACGUCCUGACGGGAGACGGCGCCGGGACCCUGUUCAAGAUCGACGAGAAGUCCGGAGACAUCCACGCCACCAAGCGCCUGGACCGCGAGGAGAAGGCGUACUACGUCCUGCACGCCAAGGCCGUCAACCGCUUCACCAACGUGGCCCUGGAGGGAGAGUCCGAGUUCAUCAUCAAGAUCCACGACAUCAACGACAACGAGCCGCGCUUCACCAAAAACCCCUACUACGCCCGGGUGCCCGAGAUGAGCGAGAUCGGUACGUCGGUGAUCCAGGUGACGGCGACGGACGCGGACGACGCCACCUACGGGAACAGCGCCAAAGUGGUGUACAGCAUCCUGGAGGGGCAGCCGUACUUCUCUGUCGACCCGGAUACAGGUUUGAUAAAGACGGCUCUCCCGGCGAUGGACCGCGAGGUGAGGGAGCAGUACCAGGUGGUGAUCCAGGCCAAGGACAUGGCGGGACAGAUGGGGGGUCUGUCCGGGACCACGACCGUCAGCAUCACCCUGUCCGACGUCAACGACAACCCCCCCAGAUUCACCAAAGCGCUGUACGAGUUCCGUGUGCCCGAGUCUCUGGAGGUGGGGGAUCCCGUGGGUGCUCUUCGCGCCGUGGACGCCGACAUCGGGGAAAACGCCGACAUGGAAUAUCACAUCACCGGGAGCGACGGGGCCGGACAGUUCGAAAUCACCACCAACAAAAGCAACCAGGAGGGGGUGCUGCGCCUGCGCAAGCCGCUGGACUUCGAGCGUAAGCGUCAGUACAGCCUGCGGGUCCAGGUGGAGAACGUGCAGGCGGGGCCCCGGGCGGCGGCGGCGGGGCCCUUCGCGGACGAGGCGACGGUGAAGGUGGUGGUGGAGGACGUGGACGAGGCGCCGGUGUUCGAGCGAGCGCACUACGUCCUGGAGGUGAAGGAGGACGCCCACCGGAACACGGCCGUCGGGUCCGUGAGCGCCGCCGACCCCGACGACAGGAGGAGCCCCGUCAGAUAUUCCAUCGACCGACGCACCGACAUGGACCGAGUCUUCAACAUUCACGCGGGAAACGGCUCCAUCUUCACCCUGAGAGAACUGGACCGAGAGGAGAACGCCUGGCACAACAUCACCGUCAUCGCCACGGAGUUCAACAACCCUCGCCUGAUGAGCCGCGUUCCCGUCUACAUCCGAAUCCUCGACGUCAACGACAACCCGCCCACGUUCGCCGCCAACUACGAGACGUUUGUGUGCGAGAACGCCAAAGCUAACCAGGUACUAAACCAGGACUAA